Messenger RNA from Australozyma saopauloensis, 1017 nucleotides. Its product is annotated as allantoicase. Gene Ontology annotation, molecular function: allantoicase activity. NCBI's taxonomy places the organism in Eukaryota, Fungi, Ascomycota, Pichiomycetes, Serinales, Metschnikowiaceae. The record is from RefSeq and is a predicted model, not a curated record. Gene Ontology annotation, biological process: allantoin catabolic process. The transcript has a single exon. The coding region runs from base 1 to 1017 and encodes 338 amino acids.
AUGACUAAAAUCUUGAAUCUCGACCAAUUUACCCUGGACAUCGUCCUUAAGUACACCGAUGUUGUAGGUGAGAAACUUGGCGGUGCUGUUCUCUCAUGCUCAGACGAAUGGUUCGCUGCUGCAGAAAACCUCAUCAAACCAAAGCCUCCAAUUAGAGAUGCCACCAGAUUCACCCAUGCUGGUGCCUGGUACGAUGGCUGGGAGACCAGAAGACACAACACUGAAGAGGCAGACUGGGUCGUCUUCCGUGGAGGUGUGGCUUCCGCCAGAAUCAUCGGAUGUGAGGUGGACACGGCUUUUUUCAACGGAAACCAUGCUCCACACAUCUCUGUUGAGGGUGUCAAUGUUUCUGACGAGGCUGAAUUAUCCAGCGCUCUGUUGAAGUGGACCACAGUGAUCGCCAAGACUGAGUGUGGACCUCUGCAAAGACACUUUUUCGUGCGUGACGAGGGUCUCACCGACGAGAGCUACACCCAUUUCCGUUUGAAGAUGUACCCAGAUGGAGGUAUUGCCCGUUUCCGCUUGUACGGUACUGUGGUGCCUGUGCUCCCGAAGGAUGUCUCUACUGUGCUCGACAUGGCUUCUGUGAAGAACGGUGGUGUGGCUGUCCGUGUCUCUGACCAGCAUUUCGGUAGUGCCGACAACUUGCUUUUGCCCGGCCGUGGCCACGAUAUGUCUGACGGUUGGGAGACCAAGAGAUCCAGAACCCCCGGCCAUGUUGACUGGGUUGUUGUCAAGUUGGGUGCUGCCACUAGCAUUCAGCGCAUUGUUAUCGACACUGCUCAUUUCAGAGGUAACUUCCCACAAAAGGUGAACAUUAAGGGUUUCAACGGUGAUACUGCUCCUGCUCACGACUCUAGCCUGUGGCAAGAGUUGGUUGGUGAUAGCAAGACCGGUCCUGACAAGGAGCACGAAUAUGAGAUCACCAACUCAGCUGCAUUCACUCACGUUCUCGUGACCAUCAUUCCAGAUGGAGGUGUUAAGCGUGUUCGCGUUUUUGGAACUAUUGUGGUUUGA